Messenger RNA from Papaver somniferum (opium poppy), 708 nucleotides. RefSeq names its product putative invertase inhibitor. The transcript has a single exon. NCBI's taxonomy places the organism in Eukaryota, Viridiplantae, Streptophyta, Magnoliopsida, Ranunculales, Papaveraceae. Gene Ontology annotation, molecular function: enzyme inhibitor activity. Bases 34 to 603 code for a protein of 189 amino acids. The record is from RefSeq and is a predicted model, not a curated record.
ACACCUUAAUUUUACUGAAGUCGGAGCAAAAAGAUGAGUCAUUUAUUCCCAUUCCCAUUCUCUACGAUCUUCAUUGUUUUUCUUGUUCUCAACUCUUUUCAUGAUGGUGUAAAUGGUGAUUUAGUCAGUGAUGUAUGUAAGAAAGCAUCCAAAACUGAUCCCAAAAAGCAUCAUUUCUGCGUUACAUCUCUUUCAGCAAACCCUGCAAGUAAACAUGCUCGUGAUCUUUCAGAUCUUGGAUUAAUAUCAAUGCGAACAUGUCUACGAAAGGCAACAUCUAUUCAUUCUUAUAUUGCUAAAAAUUUGAAACAGGGAAAAGAAAACCCAACAGAAAAGCAAUGGUUCCAGAGAUGUUUAGAACUAUAUUCGUCGGCUAUUGACGGUGUUCAAAAAGCUAUCGAAAGUUUUAAGAUUAAAGAUUAUUCUAGUGCUAAUAUAGAGAUCACUACUGCCAAGGAUUCUUCAGUUACUUGUGAAGACCUUUUUAAGGAAAAUUUUGGUCCAGAUCUGACUUCUCCAUUGGCUAAACAAGAUGGUGAAUUUUCUCAGCUAACUGAAAUCUCUCUUGACAUAACUUGUGCUUUUAUGGGAACAUGUUCUUGAGCUUAAUUCAAAUUAAAUAACUCAAAGAGCUGGUUUCUAAAUAUAAUGUUUCAAUAGGUUGCCUUAGGAAAUUUCUGUUUGUUUGUUUUUUUUUUUCUUUUGAUC